UCUUAGCCAGGCAUCGUCAGUACGUGUGUGGGAGACAAUGGAGGACAGCACAGAAGAGGACAUUGAGUCUCUGAUUGAGGGGAUGGCCUACAUCCCUGGCCACUUUCAUUUGAAUCUGAAUCUGAAUGGUGAACCCAAUGGACCAGCCACACUUCGGCACCGAGACACCCAGCUCAAGUGUGAGAGCCUUAGGGCUGAGCUCGAAGCUGAGACGGGACGACUACAGUACGCUGUGCACAAUAUUCUGGGCCUGCUGGCCUUUCAUAUGGAUGAACUAGAGAUGGCAGAAGAGGCCUUUCACAGCAUCUGCCAAGAGGAUCCAGAAAACCUCAACGCCUGGGCCAACCUGGGUUAUGUAUACGAACGCCUGGGUCGAGAGCUGGAAGAGGGGGAGUGCAUGGAGCGUGUGGCUGCCCUCAUGGGGCAAGAGAUGGGGGAGAACCAGACAGACUGCAGGCUCAGGGUGGCACGAUGCUUGGCUGAACAGGCGUAUGUACAUCCUCAUGACGUGGAGCUGGAGAGGGACGAAGAUUUACGGGAGAGACUGACAGCUGCGCUUAUGUUAUACAACCGUGCACUCGAUUACGGAGAGGAACUGAUCCCAAUAGAGGAAAAAAGAAGUUGGUACUUCAAAAUGGCAACAAUUUACAUAAGGUUAGAUGGAAUUGUGAGGGAUUCAAAAGACAUUGACCUAACAAGACUGACCUAUUUCAACAAGGGCCUCAAGCUUCUCACAGAGACUCUACAAUCUGACAACACACAUCUCAAAGCCAUGGCCUGGUGUUAUGUUGGUCUCAUGCUGGAGCGGACGGAGGAGUUCUCCACUGUGCCAAUGUCAGUCCAUGACUGUGGUUUCUCUGGAUCUGACCCUUUGACGUGUUAUGGAUCGGCCAUUAAGCUCGCCACAGAGGAUGCAUUCAUACUCAACAGGCUAACGGACGUGUUCUUCCUGUCAGGCAAACUGGAGAUGGCCUUAGGCAUCUGUAACAUGGCACUGAGUGUCCUGCCUGAUGCAGAACUCAACUGGCAGGCAUACUGUACACGUGCCAAGCUUAGUGUCACCACUUAUGCAAAGGAUCUUGAUAAAGCGAAGUGUGGCCAAGGUGGAAUCCCUGACCGUCAGAUUCUAAAAGAGGCUCGUGCUGACCUGGAACGUGUUUUGGCUGUCCGACCCUGUUUGAGGACUCAUUUGGAGAUGGGUCAGGUUUACUACUACAUGGGUGUUGACGCCCUACAGGAGAGCCUGUUGGUCGAUGAGAUGGCGAUAAACCAGGCCCUGGUUAGUCUAGCUAAAGCGCUGCAGUGUCCUCUCGGCUCUACAAUCUCUAAACUACAGCUCCUGCGGGGUCGCUGCCUGCUGCUGAAAGGAGAGGAGCAGAACGCCAUCGACUGUUUCAGGAAAGCGCUUGAACUGGAACCUCCUAGCGUCCAAAACACGAUGGUCCUGCGCUGCCUGCUACAGGCCAUUCUUGUGAGCUUCACCCAAUGCGGGAGAGACACAGAUCACACUAUAAUCCAAUUGGAAGAAUGUUUAAAGGAGGCGGAAGAGCGAUAUGGAAUAGACGUUGUUCAGACUGAGUUAAAAGCGCUAUGCCGAGCACAUACGGAUGAGGUGACGGAGCUCUCCAAAGAUCUGAUCAGGAAAGGAAGGUUGGAAGUGGUUAGAAAGUUGCUGAGGAGCGUACAGCCACAAGGGAAAAAGUUUUCACUGGGCAGGUCCAUUUCUAUUUAAAAGGAGCAAUGGGAAGCUGACUCCAGAUGUUGUGCAUGUUAAGGCAGUAAUUAACAAUAAUGCAGCUUACUAUUUCAAACUAGAGGUAUUCACUUCUGUUAAAGCUGAGAGAUGGACAAGAGAAAUGUAUUGUACAAUUCUAAAUGUAUUACUACGGUGUUAAAGAUCAAAAAGUCACUUUGGAAUACUGUCUUUUGGCUACGCUUUCCUCCAGCACAUGCCAUGAAGCGCGAAGAGCCAGUUUGACUUGAAAUAAGUGUUUUAACAGUGUACUAUGGGGUUCAGAAGCCUGAAAGUGCAGUCAACAUUAGCAAAAAACAAAUGAAAAAGACAAUUG
Rhinichthys klamathensis goyatoka is the source of this 2069-nucleotide messenger RNA. RefSeq names its product tetratricopeptide repeat domain 22 (gene ttc22). The transcript is spliced from 7 exons. Gene Ontology annotation, molecular function: protein binding. The coding region runs from base 38 to 1732 and encodes 564 amino acids. The record is from RefSeq and is a predicted model, not a curated record. Lineage: Eukaryota; Metazoa; Chordata; Actinopteri; Cypriniformes; Leuciscidae.